Messenger RNA from Lineus longissimus, 1578 nucleotides. RefSeq lists its product as uncharacterized. The record is from RefSeq and is a predicted model, not a curated record. NCBI's taxonomy places the organism in Eukaryota, Metazoa, Nemertea, Pilidiophora, Heteronemertea, Lineidae. Bases 749 to 1288 code for a protein of 179 amino acids. The transcript has 4 exons.
UCGAAUUGGGGUGGCAGCACCGUAAGGUUGCACUUUAUCAUCUAUAAAAUGAUUUAUUGCAACAUUUAACCGGAUCUCGACAAAUAUUUUCGUGGUAUUUAUUGUAUAAGUCUGGUUUGGUGUCAAAUGAAAUGAAUGGGCGUGGUUGGCGGCCAAGGUUGAGGUUUUAAGUUGGGGAUGAGCUCUCAUAUCUGUAGAGACUGCAUGUCGUGAUGUUAUCUGUAUGCAUUGUUUCAAUGCAUUAAUGGAACCUUGGUGAGUGUAGGUCGUCAUGGCUAUCAAUGACCCGGGAUCAUCUUUGGUUUUUUUAGGUAGGCCGAAUUACAUGUCCUGAUGCACAUGGGCAGCUCAAAAAUCUCCAGGUUUGGGGGUCAGUGUCCUCGACAAUCCUGAUGCAGUGCAACAUCCCCCAAACCCGGCCUCGAUCAUAUGAAGGAAUUCGGCACUGUCGUAUUCUAUUUCAGAACUUGAAAAGAGAUUGAACUACUGAUUAGAAGUGAGGGAGGGCGUGGAUCUUACCUACAGAAGAAGAAUGUGAUCUUCUAUAUUCUGGUUCUAAUGCUGCUGCCAUGGGAAUGGUCCCUUGGCUAUGCCUGGAUCAGCAAACCAUUACUAAGACCUGUGUAGGACCUACACAUUCAAUAAUGCUGUGUUCAAACUAAGGAAGACAAAUGCGAUGCAAUUGCUAAGUUGCUAUAACCGGUACUGGCAACUGUGGGUGGACAAGUGAUUAUAUGGCUAGAAAAAGAUGAGUCUUCGAGGUGAUGUGCCAUCUCCAGAACGGACCAAUCAGUUUGAGUCUUCAAACAAUGAUAAUAAGGUCUGUGGACCUGGUACUAGAUGCUGCGUUGUGACACUUUUAUUGUUCUUUGGAUUCAUCAUUGCGGUGGCAGGAAUGGGGGUCACUGUUGUUGCCUAUUUGGUUGCAAGUCGUCCAGAAGAUAUGUUUUAUGAUGCUUAUACAAUGCACCGGUGGCUUGGGCCAAGUUUACUUGCAUUAGGAGGUAGCAUGACUACAGGAGCUACUGUCUGCUGCUUCAGACAAUGUGCAAAGGAGAAGACAUCUGGGCCCAGUUUUCAGAGUGGAUCAACCCGCAGUACCCAUGCUGUGUUGCCUUACGAAGAACGGCCCUCCUGUCAUGUUGAAGCUGUAGAUGAGCCAAUAGGCCUGACUACGUUCUCUCCAGCAUCUGUGUCGGAGGCUGAACAACCCAUGCUGGGAGCACAACCUGCGGACCUGUCUGCCCCUCCACCAUCAUAUGAUGAGGCUAUGGCAAUAAUGCCAUAGAUCAAGGAAGCAUACAUCUCUUUAACACUCAGGAACAACACACUCUUGGAGUGUGCAGAAUGACUUCUCUUUGGACUAUUUUAAUUUGAGUAUUGUGGGAGUGAAACUUUUAAAUGUUGACUGCUAUAAAAAAGAGGAUUGUUCAUUCGAAAUUGGCUGUUAAAUACUUCUAUGGGACACUUGUCUCUGCAUGUUGUGAGCUUGACAUGACUAAUACGAAAUGUCUAUGCUUUUAUACCACUGUUACUUUUAUCAUUAGUCUGGUUUUUUGUAUUAAAUAUGUAGAUUGA